AUGAGGCUGACCAUGAAAGUUUCACGUCCGGAGCUUGAGCUGGAGACGCAGGAUUGGAUAGAAUGUUCCAACAAAGAUGGACCGCGCCAGAAGAUCAGUCAGAAGUUCCAGACCUUUGAAAUGGCCCAGCAGCAGAACCGGGAUAUGGACUACGAAGCAAUCCACAGAAGUGCGAUUGAGAAGUUCAGGUCGCUCUUGCAGAAUCAGCUGUUCAAUCCAAGCGGUGCCAAUGUGCCUCAGUGGUGUGCCUCUCCAGAGUCAGCAUGGGCUGCGCAUGGUUCGGUGGCAAACUUCAUUGUCAAAUGCUUAUGGUAUCCUCUGUACGACCAUGGUUGGCCAGCCGUGCAGAAGAUAAAGGCCAUACAUCGCCAAUUUAACGUAUGGGCAGGGGGCAUGAUGUUUUAUUCGUACAAACGUGGAUUGGAGUGGAAAUUUGAAUUCUUCCACACAUGCCCAGCAGAAAGUACUUCAGAUGAUCCAGGAGAAGGCAUCAACUACACUGUCAUCGCCAAUGACAAGUUGGAUGAUACAAUUUUCGCGGAACGCGAACUGCAAACGGUGACAGAUUCUUUGGUGCUGGAAUGCCCGGCAGGGGAAGUUAUUUCUGGACUCUUUCUGAAGCAAGUCUUCCCUCGUGGCAGCAGAUCAGCCAUGAUAACCAAGUGGACGCCUAUGGCCGCGAUAGACUGCACGCCUCUUGGUGGGAACGUGAAGCUGGUGAGCAACACAGUGUACACUGUUGACAACUCGAAGAUCGCCAGUGACAAGGGGAUUUUGCCUUGGCAGAGCUCUUGCGCUAGAGACUACGCAGUGCUGCAACGUGUGGAGUUCAAGGGACAGGGCAUGAAAUCGACCUGCCAGUACGUUGCGCAAGCUUGCGUGUAA
Molecule: messenger RNA, 885 nt
Organism: Symbiodinium pilosum
Lineage: Eukaryota; Dinophyceae; Suessiales; Symbiodiniaceae
Source: the annotation of a GenBank genome assembly